Drosophila kikkawai is the source of this 1305-nucleotide messenger RNA. RefSeq names its product snurportin-1 (gene Snup). Gene Ontology annotation, biological process: snRNA import into nucleus. Gene Ontology annotation, cellular component: nucleus; cytoplasm. Lineage: Eukaryota; Metazoa; Arthropoda; Insecta; Diptera; Drosophilidae. The record is from RefSeq and is a predicted model, not a curated record.
UAUUUAAAAAUGAUUUCUGCCUUCCAAGAUCUGUACAAAAAAGGCCUGGAUGCCGGCGAGCAGCAGAAGCAACGUCAGAGGCAGCUGCUCGAGCAGCAGAAGCUGCGCCGCCACCAGGAGCAGGAUGUGAUCAGGCCGCUGGUCCAGAAGAGCCCAAAGUCGGAGGCGCCGCCAAAAAAACACCAAAAGCGAAAGCAACGUGCUGGCGGUGCCAAUGCUCAACACCAGCGCUGUCCCUUCCGACCACAGCUAUCGGAGUGGCUGCGGCAGAAGCCGGAGGAUCUGGAUGCUUGGCAGCUGGUGCCCUGUCCAGCCGGAGCACGCUGCCUGGUGGUGGCCAAGGGCGGCAGGACGAGGGCCUACUACAAAAGCGGCUGGCAGUUCGACGACUUCCGUUCCUCGCUGCCCGGAGACAGGCUUCUCCAGCGAUCUCAGACUGUCCUAGACUGCAUCUAUGUAAAGGAGACAGACUCCUUCUAUGUGCUGGAUGCCAUCACCUUUGGCCAGCAGGAUUUGCAGGAGUGCGAGGCAACUUUCCGUUUCUACUGGCUAAAAGCGCGCUUCGAUGAAAAUGAUUACGCCAGUCUUAGUGAGCACAAUGAGAAGUCGUUCUUCCUCCUGGAUCACCACAACUUCGAGGACACCUCUGCGGUGGAGGAGACCCUACAAAAGUAUCCGCUUUGGGAGGAGAACAAGCCACCUCUGGAUGGUUUCCUCUUCUAUCACAAGGAGGCCAGCUAUGUGUGCGGCUCAACGCCUUUGGUGUGCUGGCUGUUUCCCUUCAUGCUGCCAGAUGUGCUGGGACUGCCCGUGAGUGGCAGUUAUACAGCUCCAGAGGAUUACCAGGCCACACAGCCGCUUCAGUACAUGGAGGAGUUUGAUAGAAAGCUAAAGGAGAAAGUGGAGGCUCGCCUUAAAAAGAAGAAGGAGCGGAAAGCCGCUCCGGAGGAGGAGAAAAUGGAGGCCCAAGCUGAGGAGGAGGCGGAAGACAGCGAUGAAUAUGCUGCCUUAAAGGGACUCCUCGAUCAGCAGCGGCGCUUGGAACUCGGCGAACUGGACAUGGACUGCGAGGAGGAGGUGGAGGAGCUGCCGUCAGCUGUUGCCAAUUGCUAAGGCAAAACGGGCGCCGGCUUUGGGGGUGGCUUUCCUGCGCCUGCGCUCUGGCGGUGCGGCCCUGGACAAAACGGCCUCAGCUCGCGCCCAGGAAAAGCGCCCAGGACAAGCAGCCCAGAUUUCGGCCUCAAAAAUAUUUCAAUAAUUGUUAAAUUAACCCAUUAACAGAAAAAAAGAAAUCUAAGAUAUCAA